AUGGCCGUCAGCGAGGUCCAGAUCUUUCAACUGGGCGUCGAGGCUCAAUUCAGGCGCUUGACUGUGAGGGAAAAGCGAUAUGCGCACCACAUGGCUCGUGCUGCCUGGUUUGGAGCGAGAAUCAUUCUUCGACAAGUCUCUCCAGAGUCACCGGCAAUCUUCGACUUCAUUCUCGAACUGCAUCGCACAUGCUCUGGAAACUGGGAUGCCCUCAUUGGAUCGGACAUUAGCAGCGAGCAUCUCCAUAGCUUCCUGACAUAUGCUGCAACGUUCUUGUCAAACGUGGGCAACUAUUUUGGCUCUGGAGAUCAAAAGUUUAUCCCUGGUCUGGAUGACAAAGUUCUCCGAAAACUCGCGGCAAGAUCUCCUAGACUGUCCAGACUAUACGAGGAGAUGUCGUCCAUCAACUCUAUGCCCCCUUACAGUCUUGGUUAUCCUAGCCAGACCACCCAAAGUAGUUAUUAUCCUGGAAAUAACAUCACAGAGAAAGAAGUUGCCAUGGUAUCCAAGGUUCUCGAACAAAACUCCAUCUUUCCAGAAAACACUAGGAUAAGGAAAGCGGAGAAUGGAAGCGACUUUGAGGUCCUACUUGCCUCCGUACGGAGCGGCAAUAUUGUGCAGGCUUUUCCCCUCCCAGACGGAAAGGGUUCAGUCAAGCUUGUCCGGGGGGAUCAUUCCUCUGAGCUAGAACGCAUCUGUGCCGAACUCUCGGAAGCAAUCAAGUACGCGGCCAACGACCGGCAGAGAGACGUUCUUCGCGCCUACGUCGAAAGCUUCCAAACCGGCAGCCUGGACGCAUACCGCACGUCGCAGCGAGUUUGGGUCCGUGACAAGGCGCCGAGGGUGGAAAAUAUCUUUGGCUUCGUCGAACCAUAUCGUGAUCCUCAAGGAGUACGAUCGGAAUUCGAGGCUCUGGUAGGCAUUGCCGACGACGAAGAGACCAAACUCCUUGCCAAACUGGUCGACAACUCGGCGAAAUUCAUCCGUCGACUACCGUGGGCUGGACCAGAGAAUGAUGGCAAAGGAUUGUUCGAAAAAUCCCUCUUCGAGCCUCCAGACAUUUCAAGCAUCCACACCCUUGCAUACUGCUCGAGCAUCAUUUUCCCAGGAAUCAACCUACCGAACUACAAUGACAUCAGACAGGAAGACGGCUUCAAGAACGUGAUUGUUGCCAACCGAAUGGUUGCUGAAAGUCAAGCAAAACAUCAUCUUUUCAUCGAUUCUUCCGAGAUGGAGCAAUUCAAAGAGCACAAAUUCCCUGCCUACUACUGGUGGGUUGUGCUUCACGAGCUCCUCGGCCAUGGAACGGGGCGAAUGAUGGUUGAGCUCGACGACGGGGAACACAACUUCGACAUUCAAGACCCACCAAUCAAUCCCAUCACCGGAGAGCCCAUCGUGUGCUGGUACAAGCGUGGCCAGACGUGGACCGGGCAGUUUGCUGACCUGGCGACUACGGUAGACGAAUGCAGAGCCGAGCUUGUCGGGGCCUAUCUCAUGGACGAUCCGGAGCUUCUGGAGCUGUUUGGCUUCCACCAGACAUCGGCAAUUCAAGCCGUUGAUAUCACCUACAAUCUCUAUCAGCAGCUGGGGGUUGAUGGCCUUCGGGGGCUUUCGAACUUCAAUGUCGACAGCAGGAAAUGGGGCCAGGCACACAGUCGAGCUCAUUUUGCUAUCCUCAAGUGUCUGCUCCUCGAUGGCGGGGACGUCGUGACAGUCACCCACCACAAGCCAACACAAAGCCUGACGGUGCGGGUCGAUAGGUCCAAGAUUGCUACGCAUGGGAAGCCAGCGCUUGGCAGGAUGCUCUUGCGGCUACACAUGUAUCGGUGCACGGCUGACGUGGAAGGCUGUCGCGCGUACUAUGAAGAGCUUUCCAGGGUCGACGGCGAAUAUGUCGAGUGGCGAGAGGCCGUGCUGGCGAACAAACCUCCUCCGUCCCUCUUCGUGCACGGAAACACCUUCCUGGAUGGGGACACUGUCGCUCUCAAGGAAUAUGAGCCAACAAUCAAAGGCGUCAUCAAGAGCUGGGUGGAGCGUGAGGUGUGA
Molecule: messenger RNA, 2046 nt
Organism: Hirsutella rhossiliensis
Lineage: Eukaryota; Fungi; Ascomycota; Sordariomycetes; Hypocreales; Ophiocordycipitaceae
Product: peptidase family m49 domain-containing protein
Exons: 8
Coding region: 1-2046 (681 amino acids)
Biological process (GO): proteolysis
Cellular component (GO): cytoplasm
Molecular function (GO): dipeptidyl-peptidase activity; metalloexopeptidase activity
Source: RefSeq, a predicted model, not a curated record